Molecule: messenger RNA, 1687 nt
Organism: Manis javanica (Malayan pangolin)
Lineage: Eukaryota; Metazoa; Chordata; Mammalia; Pholidota; Manidae
Gene: NT5C3A
Product: 5'-nucleotidase, cytosolic IIIA
Cellular component (GO): cytoplasm
Molecular function (GO): 5'-nucleotidase activity; magnesium ion binding
Source: RefSeq, a predicted model, not a curated record
GGCGUCCGCGUUUCUCCGCAGCCUCUGACGGUGCACGACCUCUCCUUUCAAGGCCGAGAGGCGCGGGAGGCGCGGAGGGACUAUCCAUGGACCGGGCGGCCGUCGCGAGGGUGGGCGCUGUGGCGAGCGCCAGCGUGUGCGCCCUGGUGGCGGGGGUGGCGCUGGCCCAGUACUUGUUCACCUUGAAGAGGAAGACGGGCCGGAAGACCAAGAUCAUCGAGAUGAUGCCAGAAUUCCAGAAAAGUUCAGUUCACAUCAAGAACCCUGCAAGAGUAGAAGAGAUUAUCUGUGGUCUUAUCAAAGGAGGAGCUGCCAAACUUCAGAUCAUAACAGACUUUGAUAUGACACUGAGUAGAUUUUCCCAUGAAGGCAAGAGAUGCCCAACCUCUCAUUAUGUCAUUGACAACAGUAAACUGGUUACAGAUGAAUGUCGAAAAAAGUUAUGGCAACUAAAGGAAAAAUAUUAUGCUAUUGAAAUUGAUCCUGUUCUUACCAUAGACGAGAAGUACCCUUACAUGGUAGAGUGGUAUACUAAGUCACAUGGUUUGCUUAUUGAACAGGCUUUACCAAAAGCUAAACUGAAAGAAAUUGUGGCAGAAUCUGAUGUUAUGCUCAAGGAGGGAUAUGAGAAUUUCUUUGAUAAGCUCCAGCAAUACAGUAUCCCUGUGUUUAUAUUUUCGGCUGGUAUCGGUGAUAUACUAGAAGAGGUUAUCCGUCAAGCUGGUGUUUACCAUCCAAAUAUCACAGUAGUGUCCAACUUCAUGGAUUUUGAUGACAAUGGUAUACUCAAAGGAUUUAAAGGAGAACUAAUUCAUGUAUAUAACAAACAUGAUGGUGCCUUGAAGAAUACAGACUAUUUCAGUCAACUAAAAGACAAUAGCAAUAUAAUUCUGCUGGGAGACUCUCAAGGAGACAUAAGAAUGGCAGAUGGAGUAGCUAAUGUUGAAUAUAUUCUGAAAAUUGGAUAUCUAAAUGACAGAGUGGAUGAGCUUUUAGCAAAGUACAUGGACUCUUAUGAUAUUGUUCUAGUAAAAGAUGAAUCACUGGAUGUAGCCAACUCUAUCUUACAGAAGAUUCUAUAAACAAGCAUUCUUUAAGAAGUCUUCUGUCCGAUGGGUGCAACUGAUGCAAGAACUGCUCAUUUUUUCAUCUUGCUGAAAGCCUUUUAUUUAUAAUAUAUUCUUGCUCUUGAAGUUUCUCCUCCACAUGACUGAAGUAUUUUCAGACACGUUGUAUCCAUCAACUGGAAGCUCCAUUUAGUCAGCCUCUCUCAACACACUCCUCACUAUAUUUUUUAACAGAUUAAAAAAAAACUCAUAAAGCCAAAAUUUGAAAAAUAACUUUCUACUUUUCUAGAAAGACUUUUGUAAUUUAAUGUUAUGAAGUUUUGGAGGAAUCUUUGUACACUGGGAAAGUUUGUAGAAGUUUUAAAAGAAAUUUAAUGAAAUGGUAAAAUAUGCAUGAUUUUAAAUGUAGCCAUUUUGUAAUUUGGGUGAAUUACACAGGUGGUGUCACCAUUUCCUGAAAUUAUGUUAUGUUUGGUUAUUUUGUUUGGUGAGUAUCAAUAUUUACCAGAAAAUACUAGCACUUAGUAUUUGAAACAACUAUUGGUAUUAUCCACAUCACUAAUCAUUAUAAAAUGUUCUCUAGUGCAGCACUGAAAAUAAACAGGAAAUGAAAACUUUAA